Molecule: messenger RNA, 4712 nt
Organism: Colius striatus (speckled mousebird)
Lineage: Eukaryota; Metazoa; Chordata; Aves; Coliiformes; Coliidae
Gene: BRI3BP
Product: BRI3 binding protein
Exons: 3
Coding region: 1-711 (236 amino acids)
Cellular component (GO): mitochondrion
Source: RefSeq, a predicted model, not a curated record
AUGGCGGCGGGGCGGCUGCCGGCGCUGCUGCUGCUGGCGCUGCUGCUGGGCGGCACGGCGGGGCCCGGCGCCUGGGCAGCGCGGAGCCGCGGCGCCGACAAGCAAAACAGCCUCCGCCGCGCCGCCAGCGGCCUCUACCAGGGCAUCAGCGGCCUCUUCGGGGAGGACAACGUGCGGGCCCUGCAGAAGUUUUUCUCCAGGUUGACUGAGAGAUUUGUGAAUGGGGUCGAUAUAUUAAUGGACACAUUCUGGAGAAUAUGGACUGAUUUGUUGGAUGUUCUUGGGAUUGAUGCCUCCAACUUGACUCAUUAUUUCAGCCCAGCGGCGAUUGCCAACAACCCAACUCGUGCUCUUCUGCUGAUUGGUGCCAUUAUACUUGCCUAUUGGUUUUUAUCUCUCUUCUUGGGAUUCUUCUUCUAUCUCCUGCACAUGCUGUUUGGUCGCUUUUUCUGGAUUGCCAGGGUUGCUCUGUUCACUCUCUCGUGCAUCUACAUCCUUCAGAAGUACGAAGGUGACCCGGAACACGCAGUCCUGCCUCUCUGCUUUGUUGUAGCAGUCUACUUCAUGACGGGGCCAGUUGGGUUUUACUGGCGAAGAAACAGCAACAGCAGCCUUGAGGAGAAGAUGGAUCACCUCAACAGUCAGAUCAGACUUCUGAACAUACGUCUUUCGCGGGUGAUCGAAAACCUGGACAGAGGCAGUGACCAGUGAACCGACCCCUAUAGACCACUGUACACCAGCUCUAGAAAAUUCCUGAGCGCUGUCUCAUUCGAAGUUACAAAGCAACAAAACAUCACAUGGUAAAAAGUGGGCAAAGUUAUAACUUUUCAUCAUGUGUAAGACUAAUUUAUCUAGGUUAUACACUCAGCCAUUGUAGGAAAAAAAGAAGAAGAUUAAAAAAAUUCAGCUGUACAUUCAGAGAGUUUUAUCCAGUACUAGAAUUUUCUCAGUAGAUAAAGGCUUACUUUUACAAGCAUUUAAAAACAUCUUUUGUAAAGUUUUUAUAAAAGCAAAUUGAGUAGUCUUUCAAAUAUUGAAAUUGAGCUAAACAUAUGCAAAUUUGACACUUAAAAAAGUUAAAAAGGACAAAAAAAAAUCUCAAGCUACCAAACACUUCCAUUGAGAAGUAACUGCUGUGGGUCCACGUGGGUUUUUUUUCCAAGUUGUGAAUGUUUUUGUUUUAUUGUUGGCUUUUUUCAUUGCCUUGAAGUUGCCUUUCAUAGAGUAUCAGAUGGGGAAUUUUCUGGUAUCCAGGCCAAAAAAUUCACAGCGUGGCUUUUAAUAGCAGGUGGGGAAUAAGGGAGGAGGAAGAGUUCAUAAACUUGAAGUGCUUAAAUGCCAGUCCAACGUGAGGAAUUGAGGAGUGCACGUGUGGCAUUAUUUCAUUCCAUUUCAUUUCAAGAACUUGACGUCUGAAAGGAAUUCUCUUUGAAUAAGUUGACACAAAGGGAAGAGACAUAACGUGGCAAAUUGUAACUUGUAUUUUAUCUUCACAGUGAAGCAUUUUCCAAGCAUAAGUGCAUAGAGUAAAACAUGAUUUUUAAUCUCAGGACCCACGUGCUUUCUCAGAAAAGGCAGCAGUUAAAACACUUGCAAACGUAUCAUUGCUUAAAGCUUUCUCAGGACCAAUAGGCGGCAAUAAAUUAUCUUCAGGAAGAUCUGGAUUUUUUUCUGAAACUGUAACGGUUUUAUAGGAGCUCUUUGCUUGAAGUCUGUGUCCUCACUAUAUGAGGUUUUGGGAAAGUGACUCACCUUAUGAGAAGGGUGUCUUAGAGUUGUGUUUCAAAGGGACCUUAGGAGCUUUGAAGCAGUUUUAUUUUGAAGGAUUCCAUGUACUUGUAACUUUAGGAUGAACUGGCUUGUAGACUGGCUUUGUACAGUUUGCUGAAAUGCAUUGAGAUGAGGUAACCUCAGGGAAGAAAGUCCAGGAAGGGGUUUGACUCAGUAACCUCUAGUGUUCCAGGACAGAGUUGUGGGGAGAGAUCUAAACUGUAGUGAUGAGGAGCACAGUAUCCUACCAUAAGCGGUAAGAUGGACCACAGCUGAUCAACCGUAUAUUCCAUAAUGUCUAAAUGAACAAAGGAAAGGAAAAAAAUAAAGCAACAGAGAUUGUUGUGUGAUAGGGACUGGCUGAAAAGAAAGGGGAACAAAGAUGGUGAUCGGCAUACAGGGCCAGCCGGGACAGCUGAGCACCGCGUGGCACCUGGUCUUCAGCUUCUUGUUUUGUUGGGUCAAGCUUUUGUUGGAUGUGACGCUUACCUGAAUAUAGCUGUGGGAUGAAUUUAUUUUUCUCUUUAUGCUGAGGUUUAAUAACUCUUCUUAAACUGUGUGUUACUUGCCUAACCUCUUCUGGGCUGUGCAUGACAUUGACGUGAAGGAUUAUUUUGAAAUCUGUGGUCACGGCCUUUACUCCAAACUGUGAUCAGUUCAACACGGUUGAAGUUCAUGUGCAGUUGGCACUGUUGUAAUGGUUUUAAUUUUUUUCACAUCAUCUGUAAAUCCCCCUGCACCCCAUUUUUCAGGAAUUACACAUUUAGAGUUGCAAAGUAGCUGCUUUUCAUAACUUAAAGUCUUUGCCACAAACAGAUAAGUACUAGGGCAACAAAUAGCCCGCUUCCUAAAGCCAAAAAUGUACAUUCCAAUCUAUUCCUUUUUACAGCUCAUUUGCCGCAGUAUUAGAGAGUCUUCCCUGUAAACUCAGUUUUCCCUGCUGCUGUGCGCAGGGAGCUGGGCUAAAACACCAACCUGGAAAUUAGGGGCUAAUUAGCAAAGCUCGUCAGGACUUCGUGUGUUUUGCAAACCUGGCUUGUGUGAGUGGCUCCAUUGACUUCCAUGGGACAGUGUGCACGAGGCAGUUCUGCAGAGAUUGUAUUUUCUGUAAUCCAUAUUUAAUGUUAAACUUAAAAAUACCAAAUUGUUUCUAUAUUAAGAAGUGUCUAUGAUAAAGAUUUCUUUUAAAAUACUAUAUACAAGUUAAUCUGGAUUGUAGCUCAUCCCUGUCUAGCUCUAAUAAUUUAUUUGAGUUGUGUAAAAUCAGCCCUCCUAGAUCAAUACUCUUAAUUUUAAACACCCUGCUGCUUGAAAAGAAGUAUUUUUGUAUUUACUUGCAGCCUAUGUAUAGCAAAACGUGAUGUGAAAAGCAGUAUAUGUAAAAUUGGGUAUUUUUAAUCGGUAUUUUUCCCAGCACUCGGUUUUCAUGUUUAGUCAAAUUCAGAAGUAACGAUUCUUUUUUUGUUUUAAAGCACAAUCUAAUCUUCAAUAUAUAAACUUUAACAAUGCUCUGUAUUUUUAAACAUGCACUGUAGUGAAAGCGCUUUUGGAACAUGAACGUGAUAUUGUAUUUAAUAUCUUUCCACUUUUGUAAAUACCUUUGGCAAAUAUUUUCCAUGCCAGGUCAUCUAGUUUAUCCAUCGAGGCUUCUGCUCUGUUUCUUAGAACUCGCUCCCGUGACAGUGGUUGUGCUGCUUUUGUAUUGCCAGUGACAGGAGCAUCCGGUAGGAACUUGCAGAGGUGUGCAGGUGUCGCCACCUCACCCAAGCUUUGACACACUGGCCCAAGGCGGUGGCAGAAAUGGGAAUAAACCCCAGAUCUGGAGGGUAGCCACAGCAACGUGUGCCUCCGGCAGCCCCUUCCCCUGGCAGCUGGCACUGGGCAAGGGGCUACCUGUGCAGCUGCCGGAUGGGAACAUGUGCCCGUCCAAAGGCCAGCGGGCAAAAUAGUUCCCAGUUAUUGACCUUCCCAUUUGCAGCAGCUUUGUGAAGAAUCCGACUGGUAUCACAGGUUGAGACGUGCUUCAGGCUGCCCAGUGUCAGAAAUCCCAUCAGGGUUUGAAGUAUUUUACCCUUGAGAUGUCAUAUUUGCACCUACUAUAGUAUUUCCAACACAUUGAUGUUUUUUACUGAGCUGACAUGGUUAGCGGUUUCUUUUACAGUAACACCUGUCGGUAACCAAUCUGUCACGUUGGGAAUGUGAUGCUUCUCAAAGUGGUGUUGGGUGUCGGAGUGCAACGUGUACAAUCUGGUGUAGUUCAGUGCUGUACUUAAUGGCGCGUCCUUCAAAUCGUGAUUCGCUUUUACAGACUUGUCGCAUCGUUCGUGUGGAAAAUAGGCCCGUAUCAACCUUAGCUCUGCGAUGGCGUGGAAGUGUCUCAGUGUGAUUUGCCUCACAUACUGAUCUGUAUUUGGCAGCUAAUGGCAUAAAUGACCAUAAGUUCUCUUUGUCUGGGAAAAUAAAUAAAAGGUUUUCUCGUAUCUGCAUGUAUUUUAAACUUUUGGACAAUUCCAUCGAACUGUGAUGACAGCACAUUCGAAAACUGAUCUUUGCCUUUUAGUCAGAAGUGGUAUUUGCUAUGGUAGCACUCGUUAUCGGCACCGAGUUAGUGACUUCACAUCUGUUUUGUACAUCAGAUUUCAAGAUGAUAGUGUUUAAGUUUGUACAACUGUGUUUAUGUAAAAAACAAUUAAUUGGUCUGAAGAGAUGAUAUAUGUACACUUUGACAUACGAUCCCUAGGGAAGUAUUAGAUUCUACUGAUAACAUUGUGAAGUAGUUACAGUUAUAUCAGGCUUAUUUUUUACAGAGCUAUACAUGCCUUUAUUUAUUACUUAUCUGACCACCCAAUCAAUGUACUAUGUAGUUAAAUAUUUGUAGACCGAUUUCACAAAUCAACUAUGGUAUAGUGACAGAGCUUAAAAUAAAUGUUUACUGAAACUUU